AUGGCACUUCUGGAGAAACAUACAAUCGCAGUUCAUGGGAAAAAAUGGCUAAUGGUUGGAGUACCAGAGAAUGAAAGAGUGAUAGUCGGAGGGGAUCUAAAUAGUCAUGUUGGUAGAAGGAGAGGUGGGGAAGAGAGGUGGCAUGGAGGAUGGGGGUAUGGCGAGAGAAAUGAGGAAGGAAAAAAUAUAGUCAAGUUUGCUGUGGCUUUCAAUCUAGUGAUUAUGAGUACCUACUUCCAAAGAAAAAGAGAAAAAGUCAUAUAUGGUGAAGGAAUAACAAAACAACAUAAGUUGAUUGUAGCAGACUGUGAGAUGAAAGUAUGUAAAAGACAGAGGCACAUAAAUCAAUGUGAAAGGAAAAUUAAGUGGUGGAGAUUAAAGGAUAAAAAUUUGAGAGAGGAGUUUAGGGAAAAAGUAAUGGGAAAGGUAAAAUCGGCAGAGAGUGUGCAGGAGUGGUGGAAAAUAAAUAGUGAUGUUAUAAGGAAGACUGGGGAGGAAGUGUUAGGGUUAACAUCUGGGAGAGGGGUGCCAAAAGAUAAGGAAGCAUGGUGGUGGAACGAAGAAGUGCAGAGGGUUGUGAAGGAAAAGAAAGAUGCUAAGAGGAAGUGGGAUAUGUCUGGAAGUGCUGAGGAUGGGCAAGCAUACAAAAGUGCAUAG
This is a messenger RNA of Schistocerca americana (American grasshopper), 657 nucleotides long. RefSeq lists its product as uncharacterized. Lineage: Eukaryota; Metazoa; Arthropoda; Insecta; Orthoptera; Acrididae. The record is from RefSeq and is a predicted model, not a curated record. The transcript has 3 exons. Gene Ontology annotation, cellular component: nucleus. Gene Ontology annotation, biological process: chromatin remodeling. The coding region runs from base 1 to 657 and encodes 218 amino acids.